AUUUCGUGCAGAAUUUCUCGAAGGAAAGGCGAAAAGGUUUGCACUCGAUAACGAAUUUGUAUUUAUAUGUAUCGAAAAGAAAACGAUAGCUAGCUAUAACUCUCUUUAGAAGCUUGGAUACAUGUAAAAAUACAGUAAAUAAUCAAUAAAACAUUUAAAAUUUAAGUGGUAAUCUGUGUAGGAGCAGCUAAUUUUAUUUGCAGAGAGAACAAAAAAACAUGGAGGAAUCGUAUCGGUGUAAUACAUGUGCGGCGGAUUAUAACCAGGUUGAAGAACUUUUAGAACACGCGCAAUCUCAUACAAACACUGAGCGUGGAGUAACGUGUGUUCGAUGUCAGUUGGAGUUUCCAGACUUGAAUGAUUUUAUUUCCCAUCAUCGAAUAGUUCAUGACGGCAUACAUGAAGUCUUAGAAGAAACUUUAAAGGCUGAGUCAAACAACAUAGAGUUGAUAUCUCCAAACCAAGAGACAUCAGAAUCUGUUAUUCAUCAAGAUGAGACAGUCAAUCAAAUUACGAUCGUCAAUGACGACGGAGAAGCCAUUGGCUUAACGUCAUGUGGUGAGGAAGACAUCACUGUAUCGAGCACUCCGCAAGCUUCAAGUGUCAACUCCAAUACGGUGUCAAGCACAAGGAAGCGAAGGUUACCGUUAAAAUAUCGUGAAGCUAGUUCUGAGACAGUAUGUAAACGGAUUGAACCGGUUUUUUACCCAGUUCAAAAGAAAACAGACAUAGAAAUUGAUGUUACAGAUUUAACGUCGAUCCGAUUAAAGUCUCAAAAUAACAAUCGACAGGAUGACAUCCUGAACUAUCUUCAAAGAGUUGACGAAAAACUCGAUUGCAUCAUAAAACAUUUUAAUGUUCCCUUCUUAUCACAAUUGGCCGAUAAACCAAGCCCGGUAAAUAACUUGGUAACUAGAACGACACAGAAGAAGGCAAACAUUUUUAAACAGUCUCAUUCCUUCCUGGAUAGCAGUCCUAGCGUUACCAUGACUGUACCUCGUCGUUCGUUGCCACGACAAACGACGCGACAAGAUACUGUUACGUACAUCAAUUGCGAAACUCCGCCGCAUGAAAUAACGCAGUAUGUUAUAUCUGACGAUUUAUUGGAGACAACUUAUUUGAAAAGCAGAAACCGCGGAAAUUUCGCAAAAAAUCUCGUGUAUGCAGCUUUUCCGCUGGAAGAGAGAUUAGGACGCAAUUGCUCCGGCAGGCGAAGUGGAUCUUUGUCUGGCCCGAAAGAUCCGUUAGAGCAAGCUAAACUGGAAGCAGUGAAAGAAGCUGUGUUUAAGAAGUUUCCAGCUUUAAACGGUGACGAUGAAGACGCCGUGUGGAAGCGUGAAUGUGUGAUUGCCAUUGAUACUGCACUGCGAAGCGAAAUGAGGACGCGAAUCCUUAAUAUGCAAGCGGUCGCGAAGGAUGACAUGAAAAGAUCGUACGUUAGCAUGCCUAUGUAAAUAGUUUUUUAUUUGUUUUAUUACUUCUAAAGAUUAAAUUUUUAGAAUUGA
This is a messenger RNA of Hydractinia symbiolongicarpus, 1505 nucleotides long. RefSeq lists its product as uncharacterized. Gene Ontology annotation, molecular function: DNA binding. The record is from RefSeq and is a predicted model, not a curated record. Lineage: Eukaryota; Metazoa; Cnidaria; Hydrozoa; Anthoathecata; Hydractiniidae. Bases 219 to 1454 code for a protein of 411 amino acids. The transcript has 3 exons.